UUGGGCGCGCGGUAGAGUUGCGGCCUCAGCCAUGGAUGAGAUCUUUGCCAAGUUUGUGUCCCAGAAGAUCAGCAAAACCCGCUGGCGGCCGGUGCCCCCCGGGAGUCUGCAGCCCCCCGAGACCUUCGCCACAGGCUCUUGGGACAAUGAGGAAAACAGUGUUUCACUCUGGUGUAUUGGAGAUUUUGGUAACUUGAGCUCUGAUGGAGGGUUUGAAGGAGAUCAUCAGUUAUUGUGUGACAUCAAACAUCAUGGUGAUGUAAUGGACUUGCAGUUUUUGGACCAGGAAAGAAUUGUAGCUGCUUCAUCAACAGGAUGUGUAACAGUUUUUCUUCACCACCCAAACAAUCAGUCUCUUUCAGUCAACCAGGAAUGGGUAGGAGCCCACUACCACAUUGGCCCAGGUAGUCCUUCCUACAGGAGUGCACCAUGUACUGGUGUUGUAUGCAACAGUCCAGAGAUUGUUAGUGUUGGAGAAGAUGGCAGAAUCAAUCUUUUCAGAGUGGAUUACAAGGAAGCUGUACGGACUAUAGAUAAUGCAGACAGCAGUACGCUCCAUGCAGUUACCUUCCUCCGAACUCCUGAGAUUCUCACAGUAAAUUCAAUUGGACAGUUAAAGAUAUGGGAUUUUAGACAACAAGGAAAUGAGCCCUCCCAGAUUCUGUCGCUGACUGGAGACAGAGUUCCACUCCACUGUGUUGAUAGACAUCCCAACCAGCAACAUGUUGUAGCUACAGGUGGUCAGGAUGGAAUGUUGAGCAUUUGGGAUGUUAGACAAGGUAGCAUGCCAGUAUCUCUGCUGAAGGCUCAUGAAGCAGAAAUGUGGGAAGUUCACUUCCAUCCAUCCAACCCUGAUCAUCUGUUUACUUGCUCUGAAGAUGGAUCCCUUUGGCACUGGGAUGCCUCCACAGAUGUUCCUGAAAAAUCAUCUCUUUUUCACCAAGGUGGAAGAAAUAGCACGUUAUUAGCUCAUCCUUCAAGUAACCAGCUUAAUGUUAACCACUCCCUUGUAAGUUCCUGGCUCAGCACUGAUCCUGCAAAAGAUCGCAUAGAGAUCACUAGCUUAUUGCCAAACAAGACACUGUCUGUCAACAGUUUGGACGUUUUAGGAUCUUGUCUUCUUUGUGGAACUGAUGCAGAAGCAAUUUAUGUUACUAGACAACUUUUCUCAUGAAUGUUUUGUCGGUUCUCAGUUUUGAUGCCUCUAUUUUAACAGUACUGGCCUUUUUGAAUCCCAAUUUCUAUGUAAACUUCUCAAUAGGAACCUUUUUUUAAAAAUGUGGAAUCAUUAGUAAAUGAACGAACAGUUUUCAGUUUUGACAGUUGGUGUAACUACUACUUAACUGUAAGACUUGGUGUCUUAUGAUAGAAAAGCUUGAAUAUUCAAAAGUAUCAAAGAUAUCUUUGGGCUGCUAUUAUAUGCUUUAAAUUUUUUUAACUUCUAAAAUUUAGCUGCAAUAAUCUUCACAUUACAGUUAUGUUACAUUAUAGUACAUCACAUCCCGUUACAGUAAUGUUUAAGAAGUAGUUAUGAGCAGAGAUAAGCUGAUUUUCUAAGAUUUGUUUUGUUAAGAUAUUUCAUUGUGAGAAUAGUGAUGAUAAUAAGAUAGGGCAAAAAGGUAACUCCAGUUGUACUGUCUUUUCCCUUAUCAACUGAAAAGACUUCCUGUCCUUCAUUAUUGAUGUAUAUGGAACAAAUAUUCAGAAGGACACUAUCCUAGACCCUGAAACUAAUAAAACAACUCUAGUAACAAAGGAAUUUUCCUUUAUAACGUUGGUGAGCAGUCUGCCAGUUUCAUGUUUCUUUAGGAACCACUGGCCAGUAUGGUCUUGUUUUAUUCUUUUAUUUAUUCUUAAUCCUUUAUUUCCAUCUAUUCAACAUUGGUUCUUCUGUAUUAAAUGUGUCUGCUUUCUGAGAAGAAAAGAAUAUUAGUUAGAACUAAUUAAAUAAGUCAAAGUCAAUGUCUUAGAGUCUGGAAUGUUAACAUUUUUAAAAGGUAAAAAAAAUCUAGUUCCUUUACUAAUGCUUUUGAACUAAACAUCAAAUAUUUAAGCCAAAUUGUAUUUUGGUUGAACAUUUAAAAUUUUUUGUUAACACAGAAUUUAAUUUUAAUUUUCAAGAUUUGAUUUAAGAAAUCUUGGUAUAAUUUUGUACAAAUACAUAUAAUGCAGUUAAGAAAUUUGGUGAGCUAAGUUACUUUGUCAUUGGGUAACGUGCAUGUGUGUGAAAAAUGAAUUUGGUCACAUGGUGGGUUGUCUUUGCUCUUAAUAGGAUAUUAAUAUGAAGCAUUAUAAGACUAAUGAAAAUUUGUGUCAAAAUAUAUUAGGUCAAACAGUUUUCUUUAAACUUUUGAGAUUUUAAAUCACAGCAAUGUUGACAUAACAACUACAUACCUUAGGAUUUCAUGAAAAGAAAUGUUUUUAUUUAGCUUUUCUAGUAAAAUAAAUCUUUUCAUUGGAUUUUUAACUGUUCCAGUAUUGCCUUAUAUCUCAUUUAUUUUUUUAAUAAAACUCUAAAGCUGAAUGCAUCUACCAAUUUUUGUCUAUGAAAUAUGGCCAUUAAUUUGAUUAAAGACAUGAACUCGGUAAUUCCGAUUAAGGAGAAAUGUCAGAUUAGAAUACUAGCUAAUACUGAGCAAGAAACAAGAGUUCAGUGUAUGAAUUACCAUAGUGAA
Molecule: messenger RNA, 2675 nt
Organism: Dromiciops gliroides (monito del monte)
Lineage: Eukaryota; Metazoa; Chordata; Mammalia; Microbiotheria; Microbiotheriidae
Gene: NUP43
Product: nucleoporin 43
Exons: 8
Coding region: 32-1174 (380 amino acids)
Cellular component (GO): nuclear pore outer ring
Molecular function (GO): protein binding
Source: RefSeq, a predicted model, not a curated record